Messenger RNA from Durio zibethinus, 1848 nucleotides. Its product is annotated as cholesterol 22-monohydroxylase CYP90B51-like. The record is from RefSeq and is a predicted model, not a curated record. Gene Ontology annotation, molecular function: monooxygenase activity; heme binding; iron ion binding. NCBI's taxonomy places the organism in Eukaryota, Viridiplantae, Streptophyta, Magnoliopsida, Malvales, Malvaceae. Gene Ontology annotation, biological process: sterol metabolic process; brassinosteroid biosynthetic process; multicellular organism development.
UAUUUACUAAAGCUUUUUCCAUCAAAGCCAACUGCCCACAAGUGACUUAAAAACUCCAGAAAUGGAAUUUGCUUUUCAGAAAACGAAAGUAGAUAUCUGAUUUCUUUCUUGGGAAACCAAGCAAGUUAUUCAAACAAAGAAAGAGAGAAGGAGCCAGGAGAGGAUCUGAGGAAGGAGGAGUCGGUCUCCAUGCCUGACUCAGAGCAUAUUUUCUUGUUUCUUCCUUCUAUCUUAUCUCUGAUUCUGGUCUUCAUACUCAUCAAGAGAAAGCAAAGGAGAUUCAAUCUUCCACCAGGGAACAUGGGGUGGCCUUUUGUCGGAGAAACAAUCGGUUACUUGAAGCCUUACUCUGCUAUAUCAGUAGGAGAAUUCAUGCAACAGCACAUAUCAAGGUAUGGGAAUAUCUACAAAUCAAAUUUGUUUGGCGAGAAAACAAUAGUCUCUGCCGAUGCUGGGUUGAACAAGUUCAUAUUACAAAACGAAGGAAGAUUAUUUGAGUGCAGCUAUCCAAGAAGUAUUGGUGGCAUUCUUGGGAAAUGGUCGAUGUUGGUUUUAGUUGGAGACAUGCACAGAGACAUGAGAAUUAUAUCACUAAACUUCUUGAGCAACGCCAGGCUGAGGACUCAUCUGUUGAGAGAAGUAGAGAAGCAUACCUUGCUUGUUCUGAGUACUUGGAAAGAGAACUGUAAAUUUUCAGCUCAGGAUGAAGCAAAAAAGUUCACUUUCAAUUUGAUGGCAAAAAAUAUUAUGAGUAUGGACCCUGGACAUCCUGAAACUGAGCAGCUCAAGAAAGAAUAUGUUACUUUCAUGAAAGGAGUUGUUUCAGCUCCUUUAAAUUUACCUGGAACUGCUUAUAGAAAAGCCUUACAAUCUCGAUCAACUAUUCUGAAAUUUAUUGAGAGAAAAAUGGAAGGGAGGAAAAGGAAAAUGGAGGAGGGAGAAGAAAAUAUUUCAAUGGAAGAUGAUCUUCUUGAAUGGGUUUUGAAGGAUUCAAAUCUUUCGACAGAGCAAAUCCUUGACUUGAUUCUGAGCUUGCUUUUUGCUGGACAUGAAACUUCAUCUGUAGCCAUAGCCUUAGCCAUCUACUUCUUGCCAGGUUGUCCCAUGGCCAUUCAACAGUUGAGAGAAGAACACCUUGAAAUUGCCAGAGCCAAGAAGCAAUCAGGGGAGAUAGAACUCAACUGGGAUGAUUACAAGAAAAUGGAAUUCACACAAUGCGUUAUCAGUGAGACACUUAGGCUUGGAAAUGUUGUCAGAUUUCUCCACAGAAAAGCUCUCAAAGAUGUUCGGUAUAAAGGGUAUGAUAUUCCAUGUGGCUGGAAAGUGCUUCCGGUGAUUGCAGCUGUGCACUUGGAUCCCUGUCUUUUUGACCAACCUCAACACUUCAAUCCGUGGAGAUGGCAGCAAAAUAAUGGUAAUCGUGGGACGACGUCGUCUACUUCAUGCCCGACCACGACGACAAGCAGCAAUCACUUCAUGCCAUUCGGGGGAGGACCACGGCUAUGUGCAGGAUCUGAACUGGCUAAACUGGAAAUGGCCGUUUUCAUCCACCAUUUGGUCCUCAACUACCAGUGGGAGUUAGCUGAUAAUGAUCAAGCCUUUGCCUUCCCUUUUGUCGACUUCCCUAAAGGCUUACCCAUCAGAGUCUUAAAACCUUAAAAAGGGACAUCUCAACCGCUUGGUUAGUACGUGUUGCAUAUAAUAGAUAUAUAGGCAUUUGAACCAAAGCUAAGCUACUAUCAUCAAUGGACAUUGAUCAUCUGGAUUGUACGUCGGAGACGCGAUGAUGGCGGCUUUUGUAGUUUCCAACGUUUUAGUUGUUUGACGUUUAUAUAUACAAUUUAUAUA